UAUCCGUCCGAGAUUCUUCAUAACCCACAACGUUCGCCCGUUGGUGCCCGUCGGCUUCAACCUUUGCCAGCCUCCCGUCAAAUUCAGUAUGGUAUUCUUAGCAGGUGUUGCAGCUUUGCUGUUUGCGGCGCCGUCUAUCGCAACGGCUGCGGCAACGAGCCUCUCUGGUGGAGAAAAGGUCGCUUGCUCCAAGUUGAAGUCCAAAUACCCCGACAGUACCUUCUCGCCUGGGACUUCGGGCUACUCAUAUGAGACACAAGAGCCAUAUUGGUCAGCUACGGUGUACAGCAGCCCUGCAUGCGUUUUCGUUCCUCAAGAUGCCCAGCAAGUGGCUUAUGCAGUUACCGCAAUGACCUUGACACGUUCCAAAUUUGCUAUGCGAGGUGGAGGACAUAUGCCGAUACCUGGCUACAACGGGAUUGAUGGCUCUGGUGUACUGAUAUCCUCUUCCAAUUUGACGACCUUGUCACUUUCCUCGGACAAGUCUGUCGUCUCUGUCGGGCCCGGAAACAGGUGGAGAGACGUCUACGCCUAUCUGAAACCGUCUGGGCUCGCAGCUGUCGGUGGUCGUGUGGGCCACGUUGGUGUUCCCGGCUUGUUGCUCGGUGGUGGCAUCUCCUUCUACUCUUCGGAGUACGGGUUCGCUUCCGAUAAUGUUAUGAAGUAUCAGUGUGUGCUUUCCAGCGGCCAAAUCGUCGAAGCGACAGCGACGAAUAAGUAUUCAGAUCUCUUCUGGGCGUUGAGGGGCGGCGGGAACUCGUUCUGCAUCGUCACACGAUUUGACUUGCGACCAGUGGAGGGCAGCGACGUGCACGUCGGCAUUGGUCAGUUCGACCAGACUCAAGCAUCGGGGUACUUGGACGGCGUCUACAACUUCGGCAAAUACGGAGGUUCUGACCCAAAAGCCGCUAUCAUUCCGACUAUUCUUACCUUCCCUGCGGCGAACAUGACAGUCUAUGCAGCUGCCAAGUUUUACCACUCCGUCACUGACAACCCCAAAGUAUUCGAAAACUUCACUGCGCCAAAGCUUACCCCAGUCGCGGACUCAUACGCAUUGCAACCAUUAUCAGACUACAUUUCAGCUACAGAUGCCCUGCAGCCAUUAGGAUUGCGCCAGGAGUUCCGCACCCUUUCGUCCGUUGUUGACCGAAAGGCCGUGCAGCUCAUUCACGACACCUUCGUCUCCGGCGUCAACGCCAAGUUGCCCAGCGUUGCCAACCUCCAGGCUUCGAUCACCUUCCAGCCCAUCACUAAGGCAUUCUUAUCGCACAGCGCGAAGACUGGAGGCAACCCCCAAGGCGUUGAUGUUUCGAAAGCACCUUUCUUUUGGAUGGUGGAGAAUUUUACUUGGUCUUCAGCGAGCGAUGACGCGAAAGUGCGUGCUGCUGCUGAUGAGAUCACUGCAAGCAUCAACAGCUUGCUGCGCGCCGGAUCGUAUAGCGCUGACUAUCUCUACAUGAACGAUGCCGGGAAGGGCCAGCCCAUUUUCCAAAGCUACCCCGCUGCCAACUUGAGGAGGCUGAAGACUAUUCGCAAUAAGUACGAUCCUCUCAAGGUGUACACUAAUCUCAUGCCUGGUGGUUGGAAGGUCGGCGAUGCAUGAUGAAGCAACCCAACGAUCCGGUCCAACAACUGUGUACAAAACUCUAUCAAUACACCCUAUGCAGUCUCUACGAAUAUGCAAUGUCUCUCCCAGCGUCUUCAUUAAUAUGCUUCACGAUAAGCUCAAUUAGGAAGGAAGGCGCAAAGCACCCGAGCCGUGUCCACCCGCGAGAUCGGAUCAGCCGCUGCGGAGCCUAGGAAAACAGCCUCAAAAAGGGCCGAGACCAAGUUACGGUACCGGAGGAGCUACUUCAGUAGGAUGCUCUUAAUGCGAGCAACCCAAAAUCUCAUGCAGGGUCAGCUUGGAAGAAUUGCACCGUAAU
Messenger RNA from Alternaria rosae, 1925 nucleotides. RefSeq lists its product as uncharacterized. The record is from RefSeq and is a predicted model, not a curated record. Bases 89 to 1603 code for a protein of 504 amino acids. Lineage: Eukaryota; Fungi; Ascomycota; Dothideomycetes; Pleosporales; Pleosporaceae. The transcript has 3 exons. Gene Ontology annotation, molecular function: FAD binding.